AAGAGAAGGAAAAUUCUACCAUAUUUAAGAUUAAAACAUUUUUUUAUCAGUCUUCAUUGCUUCAGUUUCGCCAGCACAAUGUUUUCGUUGUUUCAAAAAGCCUUGCUGAUGGUUCUGGUGAGUGCGUGUGCCGACUCAACUGUGCUGAAUGAAGAACCUGAGGACUUUGGACCCAGAGUUGCUGGAGAAGUUCCUGAUAGCAGACAAGGGCAUAGAGGCCUUCUGUACCCCCCAACAGCUCAGAGACAUGGAGUUCUUCGCCCAGUCCGUCAGAUGUCAGUGGGAGUGGAAACGCAUGGAAUUCCUUCUGUAGUUUGUCCUAUGUUCCCAGCAGACACAACUCCAGAGAUAAGGAGUCUUUAUGAAUGUAAGGUGCCUAAUGAAAACAGCAACAACAGUAUGUUAAUGCAUAAUGAAACCAACAUCAACGAAACAGGGGUGCUGAAAAUAACCAGCACCCAGAAGGGGAAAAUCUCAGAAGAAGCCCUGUUGUUUCUCACUGGCUCUGUGUCCAACAUCCUCAUCCCUUCCUUCUACACACUGGUCUGCCUCCUCAGCUUGCCGAUCAACAUUUGUGCAGUGGUGGCCUUUACUCUGAAGAUCAAACCCAAGAAGCCGGCGGCCAUCUACAUGUUGAAUCUGGCCUGUGCCGAUCUGCUCUUUGCUGUGCUGCUCCCCUUCAAGAUCAUCUACCACUUUGGAGGCAACAACUGGAUAUUCGGCUCACUCAUGUGCCGCGUGGUCACUGCAGCCUUCUACUGGAACAUGUACUGUUCUGUUCUGCUCAUAACUUGCAUCAGUGUGGACCGUCUCCUUGCUGUAGUCUAUCCUCUUGACUCUCUGCCUUGGAGGACGCCAGGGAACGCAAUCAUGGCCUGCGUCGCCAUGUGGAUAUUAUCCUUCGCUGGCACUGUGCCCCUUGUCCUCGACGACCAGACUUUUCCCCUUAGUCAGCUGAACAUCACCACCUGCCACGACGUCCAGCCUGUGCACGAGAUAAUCUUGUACUACAAGAUCUGCUUCAUCUUCCUGUGCUGCGCCUUCUUCUUCCUGCCUCUGCUCAUCACAGUGGGGUCCUACACUCGACUGAUCUGGGCACUGAACAGAGUGCCACGCGGCGUUCUAGGACGUUCGAGCAGGAGAACAAGAGCAGUGGUGAUGGCUGGAACAGUGCUGGUGAUAUUUGUGCUGUGUUUCACACCCACAAACUGUCUACUGAUGGCCCACUAUCUGCAAUUUAACGGAGGUGCUGAGGCGAUUCAAGAGAGCACUGAUGGCUCUUACGCAGCCUAUCUCAUGUUUAUGUGUUUAGGAAGUCUGAACUGCCUCCUGGAUCCUCUGGUCUACUACUUUGGCUCAUCCCAGUGCCAGAAACAACUUUCCAGCACACUUAGGUGUGAGAAGAUUUUGGAGGGCUGUAGUGGACAUUCCUUUUCUAGCCUCAGUACUCGCUUAACUAGGAUGAGAACAACCUGAUCCAGUGACCUGCAGGUUGACCUCCACCCUGCAGAGUUACCAUAAAAACUCAAUUUUGGAGACAAAUUAAAACCAGGGUUUCUUCCAAACCACAUGCUUUCAAUCAGAUCAAAUAGAUAUACUAUGUAACCAACACCUAAUAACAUUGCUCCCUCUGCCUCUCUCUCUUCCCAGAGGUGUGGCGAUCACAGACGUAUGUCAUGAAACCACAUUUCAUUCUGUUCUGAAAACCAGCUCAUUUUAUUGAAUGACUUUAGCAAAGAGCAAACAAUGUUUAAACUGUCUUGAUCUGGUUAAUAUUGUUUUAUUACUGCUUUGAGGUAAUUUGAUAGAAAUUCCAAAAGUGGCCCAGUAUGAACUUUAAAUUGCGAAGCCUAUUAUAUAAAGUGCCAUUAUAUAAAGUAUACUGCAACUAGUAAUGUUAUCCUGUAUUCAAAUCAUAUAAUGUUAGAUAUAUUAUGUUAUGAAAGUUGUUGUGAUGAUUCGUUAUAAUCUACAUUUGAUUAUUACACCCUCUGCUUUAAACACAUUUAUAUAUUAUUUUACAGAAUAUAGCCUCACCAUAAAUUAGUAGAGCUGCAUGAUUUGGCACAAAUUACUGAGCAUUUUUUUAAAUAUAUUUCUUGAACAAGCUUCUCUUAAACUUGAAAAUUCAUAAUAAACUUGAAAACAUUAAGAAACCUGAACACGGACCUCUCCAAUACGGUUUAAAGUAAAGAUUUAAUUUGGCCUGAUAGAUGAGAAUGAAAAGAAUAAUAAAUUGUGGACAUGGUAUAGUAAGAUCCAUGCUGCCCUCUACUGGUGAUAAAUGUGCUGUACUGAAUGUGUUUUAGUAAAGCUGUAACUUGACACUCCUUUAAGGCAGUUUGUAUACACCUUAUGGCGCAAUACUAAAAUAAUUGGAAAUACUUAAUUAAAUGAGACCACACACACACAGACACACAUAAAUUGGUGAUGUGCGGUGGUGAGAGUCUUGUGAGGGUGUGAAGGAGCGCCUGAGGAAACGCCCUAACCAAUUCAUUUUUAAUUCAUUUGUUUAACUAUGUAAAUAGUAUUCAGAAUCAGAGUGUGUGUGUUUAUGUGUUUGUGUGUGAAAACCUGACACAGGUUGUGUUUCAUGCAUGGACGCUACAC
This is a messenger RNA of Platichthys flesus (European flounder), 2610 nucleotides long. RefSeq names its product proteinase-activated receptor 1-like. Gene Ontology annotation, biological process: thrombin-activated receptor signaling pathway; positive regulation of blood coagulation; blood coagulation. The transcript has 3 exons. The coding region runs from base 79 to 1476 and encodes 465 amino acids. Gene Ontology annotation, cellular component: membrane. Gene Ontology annotation, molecular function: thrombin-activated receptor activity. NCBI's taxonomy places the organism in Eukaryota, Metazoa, Chordata, Actinopteri, Pleuronectiformes, Pleuronectidae. The record is from RefSeq and is a predicted model, not a curated record.